Thrips palmi is the source of this 819-nucleotide messenger RNA. RefSeq lists its product as uncharacterized. Bases 265 to 615 code for a protein of 116 amino acids. The record is from RefSeq and is a predicted model, not a curated record. The transcript has 2 exons. Lineage: Eukaryota; Metazoa; Arthropoda; Insecta; Thysanoptera; Thripidae.
AAUCGCAGUCACUUUCUGAGAAACUUGCGUGGACGGCGCGACAGCCGCUGCGACAGCGUGGCGAGGCGGUGAAUCCCCGAACAAGACGGAAGGAUUGAGUGGAGGGGCAGUAAGGGAAACACGGCUGCCAAGCGCAGAGAUGCCGUAUAAAACGGGGGGCAGCGUCCCUCCCUGCAUCAGUCACUCCACGCCACCGCAGCGUCCGCGAGUACCUCUUCUGUCCUCGCUUCUAACCCAGUGUGCAGCGCGCCUAACCCACUGACCAUGCAGUCCCUGUCCGCCCUGCUGCUGCUGUGCGUCGCCGCGACCCUGACGACGGCGUCGCCGAUGCCGGGCGACGGCGACACGAAGGCCUUCGGCGGCGGCAACCUGCGCUCGGGCAACGUCGGCGUCAACCACAACUUCGGCGACCGCCGGAACACCGAGAUCGGCGGCGGCGUGGGCUACGGCCCCGGGUCCGUCACGGGCAACAUCCGCGCGCAGACCGACGUGUGGCAGUCCAGGGACGGCAACUCGCGCGUGUUCGCCGGCGCCGGACGCAGCCAGGUGCUCAGCGGCCCCGGCAGAGGCCAAGGCGAAAACUCCUUCAACGUCGGCUUUCAGAGGAGGUUCUAGGUCUCCUAGUCGACCCAACAUCGCCACCCCUCAAAUUAUACCUGUAAAUUGGUCAAAAUCUACCGUCUUUCCUCAAUCUAAAGAGUUGGGUCCAUAAUGUCAAAACCGAUCGAUUAUUGAAUGUGAUAGCGAAGACAUCAUGAAGUGUAAAUACUGAUUUUGUUCACGCGAAAUAUAAAAGUUUUAUUUAUUCAUUUGAACUGA